Molecule: messenger RNA, 5043 nt
Organism: Calidris pugnax (ruff)
Lineage: Eukaryota; Metazoa; Chordata; Aves; Charadriiformes; Scolopacidae
Gene: ARMC5
Product: armadillo repeat containing 5
Exons: 10
Coding region: 89-4072 (1327 amino acids)
Biological process (GO): anatomical structure morphogenesis
Cellular component (GO): cytosol
Source: RefSeq, a predicted model, not a curated record
CGCCUGGUGGCCCUGCUCUCCUCCCCGGGGCCCGAGAGCGUGCAGAACCGGGUGGCCCGCACCCUCGCCAACCUGGCGCUGGAGCCCGAUGGUGCCCGGGACGUCCUCGACGCUGGUGCCGGUCCCCUCCUGGUGUCCCUGGCCGCCUCCUGCGGCACCCCCGAGUGCCUCCACAGCGCGGCCCGUGCCCUCCGCAUCCUGGGGGCUGCCCCGGCCCCCCGACGAGCCCUGGGACGAGCCGGCGCCAUCCGAGCUUUGGCUUCCCGCUUGGCCACCCUCUCCCCGACCCACCCCGCUUGCCUGGCCCUGGCCCGGGCUCUACGGGGUCUCACCGACAGCCCCGGCCCCUCGGCCGACGACGUGGCCCCCGCUUUACCCGCCUUGGCCGCCUUGGCCGCCCACGCCAAGCGGGACCACCGCCAGCCCGCCCUGGGGGCCAUCGCCAACGCCUGCGCCCGAGCCCCUCUCCGACCCGCCCUGGGGGCUGCCGGGGCGGUGGAAGCGCCGAGCCCCGCGCCCGGCCGUGGCGGCCACGCGUCCUCCUGGCUUUGGCUGCUUUUGCCUACGACCAGGAGGCCUUGGCCGCCCUGGAGGCUCGCGGCCUCGUGCCGGUCCCCUCCUGGUGUCCCUGGCCGCCUCCUGCGGCACCCCCGAGUGCCUCCACAGCGCGGCCCGUGCCCUCCGCAUCCUGGGGGCUGCCCCGGCCCCCCGACGAGCCCUGGGACGAGCCGGCGCCAUCCGAGCUUUGGCUUCCCGCUUGGCCACCCUCUCCCCGACCCACCCCGCUUGCCUGGCCCUGGCCCGGGCUCUACGGGGUCUCACCGACAGCCCCGGCCCCUCGGCCGACGACGUGGCCCCCGCUUUACCCGCCUUGGCCGCCUUGGCCGCCCACGCCAAGCGGGACCACCGCCAGCCCGCCCUGGGGGCCAUCGCCAACGCCUGCGCCCGAGCCCCUCUCCGACCCGCCCUGGGGGCUGCCGGGGCGGUGGAAGCGGUGGCCGAGGAGGUGAAGAGAGCCUUGGCCUCCCCCAACAACACCAACGGCGUGGCCGGCGCCACCGUGGCCGUGCGGGCCCUCUGCCUGCUGUGCCGGGAAGCCGUGAACCGGGCCAGGGUGCGGGCGGCCGGUGGCCUGGGGCUACUCCUGCGCCUCCUGGCCGAGCCCCGCGCCCGGCCGUGGCGGCCACGCGUCCUCCUGGCUUUGGCUGCUUUUGCCUACGACCAGGAGGCCUUGGCCGCCCUGGAGGCUCGCGGCCUCGUCCCGCUCCUCGCCGACGUCCUGCGGGCCCGGGCUGACGAGGAGGAGGAGGAAGAGGAGGAGGAGGACGAGGAGGAAGAAGAGGAGGAGGAGGAUGAAGCCGCUGCUUCUUGCGAUCUCCCCCGGGAGCUGCCCGGGCCGCCCGGUCCCGGGGCGGCCACUGGAAGCCUGAGGGGACUCAAGUCCUGGCUCCUCUCCGAAGCUGUCUCCCCACCGCCAUCGCCGCCGCCCCCCACCACCCCUCUCCACUGCCCCUCGCCCCCCCGACGCCGCCUGCCCCCCAUGGGGGCCCUGGCCCUGCCCCAGGGGGUGGGUGAGGGGCUGCUGCGCAACCUGGGGGCGGCGGCGGCAGCCCCCUUCGGCGUGGGGCUGCUGACCCACAUGCUGCGCUGCGGGGCCCCCCCGGCCCGUCUGGGCUGCGCCACCGCCCUGCCCCUGCUCACCAGGUCCUGGCUCCUCUCCGAAGCUGUCUCCCCACCGCCAUCGCCGCCGCCCCCCACCACCCCUCUCCACUGCCCCUCGCCCCCCCGACGCCGCCUGCCCCCCAUGGGGGCCCUGGCCCUGCCCCAGGGGGUGGGCGAGGGGGACCCCUGGCUCCCCGAAGCCCCCGCUCUCCUCCUUUUGGGGCGCUUGGCGGCAGCUGACGAACCCAGCCGAGCCCUGGCCACUGCCCCCGUGGUUUCGGGGCUCCUGCGUUACCUGACGGGGGUCCCUGCCCCGGCCCCUCGGGCUGCCCGGCUGCUGCAGCGCCUGACAGGGCACCCCGCUUUUUUGGGGGCGCUGGUCCGGGCUUAUGUCCCCUCCCUGCUCCGUGAGGGGCUGCUGCGCAACCUGGGGGCGGCGGCGGCAGCCCCCUUCGGCGUGGGGCUGCUGACCCACAUGCUGCGCUGCGGGGCCCCCCCGGCCCGUCUGGCCUGCGCCACCGCCCUGCCCCUGCUCACCAGGCCCACCUCACCGGCGCGGGGGCUGCUGUGGGGAGGGGGAGCGGUGGCCCUGCUGCUCUCGGCGGUGGCCCAGGGUCCCGCAUCCCCCUACGAGCCACCCCCGGCCUUCGCCCUCUACGCUGCUGAUGCCAUCUCCCUCCUCCGGGGACACGCCGGGGACACACCGGGGGACACGGGACAUGGCAAGGACACGCCUGGACAAGCCGAUGCCGAGGACCUGCAGGUGCACGGAGAUGAGGACACCAAGGACCUGUGGGGACACGGAGACACCGAGGACCUGUGGGGACAGGUGGACAGAGAUGGGGACAGCGGUGACGCCCUUGAGGAGAAUGGUGACCUGCAGAGACCUCUGGACCAACACAAGGACCUCGAGGACCCCUGGGGACACGCGGAUACCUUUAGGGACGCUGAGGACACCUGGAGACACGUGGAUGGUGACACGACCUCUCCGGUGGAUGGGCACGGUGACAUUGGGGACACACCAGGGUGCACCAAUGGACAUGGGGACCCAUGGGGACACGCGAAUGGACUUGGGGACGCUGAUGACUCGUGGGGAUCCACAGGGUCCCCGUAUCCCCUGUCCCCUGUGACCCUCUACCCCCCACCCCUGCUGUCCCCUGUGUCCCCUUGUCCCCAGGUAUCUCCAGACUCAUUUUCCCCUGGGUCCCCCUGUCCCCAAGUGUCCCCAAGGGCUGCUAAACGUUCCCGAGCGUCCUCUUGUCCCCAGCUGUCCCCAGAUCUUCCUGACCUCCAUUCCCAAGUGGCCCCAAGACCCCCCAAACGUCCCCUGUUGUCAUCUUCUCCUCCCCUGUCCUCAGACCUCCCCAACUCAUGUCCCCAGGUGUCUCUGAGGUUCUCCAACCCAUGUCCCCAACUGUCCCCAUCUCCCCAGGGGUCCCCGAGCCCUCUCGGCCCCUGUCCCCAACCGUCCCCGGUGUCCUCCAGCCCCUGUCCCCAGCCAUCUCCCUGUCCCCAAGCCUCCCCGACCUCCUCCAGCCCAUCUCCACCACCAUCUCCAGCCCCACAGGCAUCUCCAGCCACCCCAGCCGUGCACCCCCCUGUGUCCCCAACAUGUCCCUAUGCCCAGACCCCCCACGACCUCCUCCUCCUCCCCAAUGGUGGCCACCCCGGGGUGCCGGUGGCCCGGGCGGCCUUAAUCCAGGGGUCCCCUGUCUUGGGAGCCAUGUUGGGGGGAGCCUUCGCUGAGGCACACCAGGCAGCGGUGACCUUGGGCUGUGCCCCCCGCCACCCUCUCCUCCUCCUCCUCCAUUUCAUCCAUGGCUGCCGGGGUGGCUCCGGGGACGGGUGUCCCCUCCUGUCCCCCCCUGUGUCCCCGGCCACCGCUGGCGCCGCCGUUGCUUUGGCCCGCCGGUACCUGGUGGAGGGGUUCGAGGGCGUCAUGGCCACCGCCGUCACCGCCUCCCCCGCUGCCCUCUGGGCCUUGGCCGAGCGGUGGGCUUCCACCCCGUUGGCCAACCGGGCCGCCCAGGCCAUUCUGGGGGGGCCACCCCACAACGUGGCCCCCCGCUUGGUACGGGUGGCCCGCUUGGCCCGAUGUCCCCCUCGCCUGGCCCGGGCCUUGAUGGCUGCCGUGGCGCCCCAGGGGGCCCGGCCCCACCUUGAUAUGGGGGAACCCUGGGGUGGGGGCGACCCUCUGCUGCGACCCCCCGGAGACACUAAUGGGGACCUCAGGGAUGUCCAGGAGGACCUCAGGGACCUGGAGGGUGACUUUGGGGUCCCUUACGAGGACCUCAGAGACACCCAGGGAGACCUGGACAAUGUGGCAGACCCCUUUAGGGACCCCUCUGUGGACAGUGGGGAUCCCUUGGGUGAAGAUGAUGUGGACGUGGAGGUCAAGGGGCCUCUCUAAGACCUUGGGGAACCCCAGCAGGACCUUGGGGACCUCUUUGGGGAUCUUGGGGAACACUGCGUGGGUGUUGGGGACCGCUUAGAUGAAAUCUGAGGAGCACAUGGAGGUCAGGGACCUCUCUAGGACCUUGGGGACCCUCAGCAGGACCUUGGGGACCACUGCAUGGGUGUUGGGGACCCUUCGGAUAAAGACAAGGAGGACAUGGAGGGUCAGGGACCUCUCUAAGACCUUGGGGACACCCUCGGGGACCCCUCUGGAUGUUGGGGACCCCUCAGCUGAAGAUGAUGUGGACAUGGAGGUCAGAGACUUCUCUAGGACCUUGGGGGCCCUCUUAUGAGUCUUGGGGACUCCUUAGAUGAAAAUCAGGAGGACAUGGAGGUCAGGGGACCUUUCUAAGACCUUGGGGACACCCUGGAGAACACUUUUGUGGCUGUUGGGACCCCUUAGGCAGAGAUCAGGGGGACAAAGAGGUCAGGAGAGCUCUCUUGAGAUCUUGGGGACACCUUUAGGGAUGGCCACGGGGACCUUAGGGAGGACUUUGUGGACUUUAAGGACGUUGUGGACCUUCUUGGGGACCCCUCUAUGGGUGUGGGGACCCUUUGGAUGAGGACAAAAAGGACCUGGAGGUCAAGGGACCUCUGUAAGACUGUGAGAGCACCCAUUAAUUUUGGGGACGCGCUGAAGGACCAUCUAAGGGAAACCCCUUGGGUGAAGAUGAGGAGGACACAGAGAUCGAGGGACCCCUGUGGGGACAUUUGGGACCCCCUCGAGGGGUCUUCCUCUAGAUGUUAAGGCCUUUUUUGAUGAUGAAGGUGAGGCUGGGGAUGUUGGGGAGCCCCAUGAGGAUCUUGGGGGUGUCUCCUCUACGUGUUUAGGACCUAUUUGAUGAUGAAGAUAAGGCUGGGGCCAUAGGGAGCCCCCCUCCAAGGAUUUGGGGGGCCCCUGUGAGGAUCUUGGGGACCUCAUCUCUU